UUUCUAAUUUACGCAUAAAUGUAUACUUUUUCUGUUUAAUAUUUUUCGAAAAUACAAUUGUGCUUAUUGUUAAUGAACUCACCUCCUCUAUGUUGGUCGUUUUGCAAUAUGACAGCAUGAGAAAGAACUGUUGAAUCCGAUCCAAACGUCCCAAGCGAAUCAUUCUAAAAUAUGAUCACUCAAAUUAGUUCUACGGGUUACAUUUGUACUAAUGCAACUAUUUACUAUGGUGUUUCUAAUAAAAACAUUCAUUUUUCAGCUUAAAAAUUACUGUAAAAAAUAGUAAAAGACAUAACUUCUUAACAAGGACAACAUUUGUCCAUCACUAGUUCCGGAUCUGUUUGACAGCCAGAAAGAUCAAGCACAGUUUAGAGCAGGUUAGUUUCGUUCCAUAACCGUUGGAUUCUUAAAAAAAUUGUUACAAAACUAAAAUCUUUACUAAAUAAUUUAAUAAGUUUUAAUACCAAUCCAUCGUGAUAUUACACUUUCAUUGUUUGUAGCAUCAAAAGGACUGCAAUGGAUAAACCAUUUAAGUUUCGUAAAGCAACCAUCAGCAACAUUUACGCCAUAUCACUUACGCCGGAAAAGAAAAAGCUGCUAAUGCAAAGAAUCUAUUACGAAACCCACCAAAACGGGCCAUUCUCCGAAGAGCAAGUACGGAACACGUGCAACCAACUGAAUCAAUCUUACGAAGUUCGCUUUGAAUCGAUUGCCUGUGCUAUGAAGAUUAUAAUAAAGCUCCUAACGAAUCGCGUGGCAAUGGACGAGGUAAUAUGCUCUUAUCGAAAAUUAUUAUCGUACAUUUCGAACGCCUUGGAUAAAGCCAACUGUGCCAAACUGGCAAACUAUCUGAACAGAGUAUCGUGUAUCGUGUUGGAAAAUGGUAUCGUUUCUGUCGAUUCUUUUCCGGUGGCAGUGAUGAAAUGCAUUUUAGUGCUGAUGUACCGUUUCCCGAUCACAAAUUUGACGGAGCGUCAAACCAUUCUUCAAGCGGUACGUUCAACGCUGGAAUGGUGCAGAUUCAAACCCAAUCUUUACAAGCAGUGGGGAAUCGGUACGCUUAUCCGUUGCGUCAUUGCGUCCACCAAACGGCUCCCGGAUGAGGUAACCGUGGCGACCGAACUAAACGUUCUUGCUUACAGCAUACUGGACGUGUUUUAUAGCCCGCAAACCUCUACAGUACAUCCGGUGGAGGUUCUGUUGCGGUUGGUGUACGAACAGAUAUUUACCCGUCUGGUGACGGAAUGGACCACGGUCCGGAGCUUUGAGCUGUUGCUAUACGUACUGUAUGGUAUGCUUAAGCGCAAUAUCUCUACACAACUGAAGCUGGAUAUCGUUCGUUUGCUGGCAGAUGCGAUCGGCGGCGGUACAAGACGUCUUGUACGGUUGCUAUGUGUUGCAAAACAUUUGAGGAAUGGCAUACUGCUGCAUAAGGUAAAAACCAUCCUGACGAUAGUGCUGUCUCACAGCCUGUUUCGAUACGAACCGAUCAAGCGGACCGUACAUUUUCAUGCAUUUCUGAAGCUGAUUGAAAAGAUGCUAAACGAUAUCGAUUUGGAACAGCUGACAAAUGGCAACUAUCUUUGUCUAAAUAUCCCACGUUCCAAGUUAAAUAUCGAGAGCGUUUGUUUUGUGUUUGUAAUUCGACAUCUCGAUUUACUCGAAGGAACUAGCAGUCGUAGUUUGGAGCUGGAUUAUAUCUACAAUCUUAUCGCGUCGGUCAACAUAAUUUACUACAAGCGCUGGAAGGUUCCUAGCUUUCUCGUGAAACACUUUAUCGACGGACUAUCGCGAUAUUCAAACACAGAAGCGUUUGUUAAAAAUGUCUCACAGCCAGAGGAAAAGUUAAAAGCAAUUCUAUCCAGCGGGAGUAUGAACGUACAUAUGAACAAGAGAACAGAAAACGUUUUCGGACGACUGCCAGUUACGGUUCACCGUAUAGAGUGGUUGUUUCAGCUGCAACCGGAAAACUUUGGCCGAAGGGUUAUCUUCCACCAGCAGCUUGCAAUUCUGCAGCAACGAAUGAUCCUGUCCAGUGAUGAUGCAUGGGCCACUAAGCUUUUAGGGAUGUUCAAAACCGAAACGCUCGUUGCGGUAUUAUCGACGAAAAGAGCCACCGCUACUGCCCGGUUAAAUGCAUCCGUACUGCUAUCGAAGUGUAGUCUUACCGGACCGUUACUGGGUAAGGUACUGAGAAAAAUUGCAUGCCUCUGUCAGCAGCAACAAACAGCCUCGUCAACCCAUUGGAUGGAUUGGGUGCGAGCCGUUUAUGGAACCGUCCACAAACUGGAUAGUGCUUCCAGACGGAACCUUUGGUCCGGGCUGUCCAAUAUUGAGCAAUCAACGUGUAACAGCGAGCAGCGAAUGCUUCUUGUAGAUAUGCGCGCCAGCUUGUUGGUUGCAAUGCUACCCGACAUUAAAGGAACCCUUGCUAUAUAGAUAACUGCAGCGUUAUCAUUACCUUCAAAAAUACACGAUAGCAAAACGGUACGUCCGGUAGCAUCUUCAAAGUUUAAUCGUUCGAACAGAUCGAAACCUAAACGAUAGAUAACGAUAAAACAUUACCGAAA
Messenger RNA from Anopheles funestus (African malaria mosquito), 2570 nucleotides. RefSeq lists its product as uncharacterized. Bases 517 to 2439 code for a protein of 640 amino acids. The record is from RefSeq and is a predicted model, not a curated record. The transcript has 4 exons. NCBI's taxonomy places the organism in Eukaryota, Metazoa, Arthropoda, Insecta, Diptera, Culicidae.